This is a messenger RNA of Enterobius vermicularis (human pinworm), 7155 nucleotides long. The record is from the annotation of a GenBank genome assembly. Lineage: Eukaryota; Metazoa; Nematoda; Chromadorea; Rhabditida; Oxyuridae.
AUGUCGUCAUCAAGGAUGGGUACGAACGUUGAGCAACAUCUUUUUUUCUUAGAUUGUUCUCGCUUUACUGAACAAUUUUUUAAGACCGAAUUAAAUGGGCUAAAGUGGAAAUGUGUUACGACACCGCCAUCGCACCGUAGUUGGGUUAACAUUGACCAGGAUCCUGUGCUUAGCGCCUACGCGAAAUGUUUACAAGCUGGUAUCUUAUGUGCAUGGAGACGGCAGCCAUCUCAGAUGCAUAAUACUUUGUCACAGAUACCACUACCAGAUUACAGGAUUGACGUUGUCAAAGAGCUAUGGGUUUUUUGGUACUCACCGGAUGAGCCAGAACUCGUGGCUCAGUAUACGAGUCAUUUAGCCUGUAUGUGCGGCGAAAAUGGGAGAGGAAAUUGGGCUACGGCUGGUAUACCGUACGAAAUACGGACGCUUUACUUUAAAGCUUUGCAUAACUUGAUUGAAAGGUUUGUUGCAUUUAGUGGUUACGUACGUAUCGGUAGAUACUUUGUUCGGCCGUAUGAUUUGCCCUCUUCGGAUCGCCUGCAGUGCUUACCGAGCUACAUUCUUGGUAUUAGCUUCAACUUUUUCGUUCAUGGGGAGAAUAUUGUUUGUACCUGUGUCAAUGUGCAAAAACAACCUGCUAUAUUUCGGCUCUCACCAGCGCAUUUGGAACUGCGUAAAAAGCAGGCAGUUAUUCUCGGUCCAUGGUCACUUCGUGCUCAUUUGAUUCCUAAAGAAAGUGAGGAAGUUCUUAGUGCGAAUCCCGUCCAGAAUCGACUAAUGAAUGAUCAAGAACUUCAUUCUUGCGUAGAAAACGAACCUGUUUCAAGCGUGAUAACGUUAGUUGCAGGUAUGCCGAAGUUAAAUCCUGGUAUCAAGUCGGAAUAUGUGAAUGAUAUGGCUUCAUUCGAUAGCGGUCAGCAGACUCGUUCUCAAGAGUUUUUUGACGAAGAUAGAUCUGUUUAUUCGAAUCCAGAUGCCAGUGGUUCGAAGGUGGAGAAAUUAUGGAACGACUGGGAAUUGUUUUUUGGUUUGUGCGGGGAAACGAAAUUGCCUGAAAAUUCUUUGCAUAAGAUGCGGUCAAACAGUUUUUUAGAAGAGGCAAAUAAGACUCCUAAAAAGCUUCCAAAAAUGGUAUUGGUUGACGUAGAUGGAGUUAGAAUGUGGUUUCCCAGCUCUCUUGUAGUCGUACAAGCGAGCGACGAUUUGACUCUAAGGAAUGUCGAGGGCGAGUCGAGUAAUGAAGAACAGGAGAACUUGAAUGAAAAUGUCAAGCAGGAAAUCGCUGAAGGUUUUUUGCCCGAUUUGGCUGUUAGUGUCAAUAAGGCAGCCGAUGGUCCUUCAUUACCUUCACAUGUUCCUCACUCCCUUAUUCGUAAAAAACGGCGGAAACGUUUAAACAGUGGCAUUCAAUAUCCACCCAAAAUCAGUAAAAAUCUUAUGUUCAGCUCAAUGGUCAACGGGUCGAGGGUGGCUCAAAGGUAUUUGGAAGAGGCGUGUAUUCUUCCUUUGUACAGUCGAAGACGUGAGAACACGGAAGUUUUACCUCCAGUUAUUGGAUCUAAAAAUGACGACGAUACAAAGUGGAAUUUAACCGAUGGGUUACGAGGCAAUGAAUGUGAUGCUGACCAACAUUUAUCUUGCCCAUGUCAUUUAGAGAAUUCUCUGAGAACUCCAAUUCCUAGUACAUCCUCCCGUGGUUCUCCGUGUAACAAAAUGUUCUGUGGGGACGAAAAUGUCGUGGGGAAGAACAAAGGAGUGAAAUUACCGUUUCACCAGCGCUCUCCAACUAAUUCAAAUUCUCCAUCACCUCCAUGCUCUCCCAUUUUCGGUCGUAAGUAUGAGCGUCGCUCACCAGAUUGGAUUUAUGACCAUAGUAGUCGUAACUCUUCACUGAGUGGUAGCAAGGGUCGUUCUGACUCAUUUGAUGAGGUGCAGUCAUUUUCGGAAUCUUCAGCCGAUUGUAAUUCCGGCUCUCCUGUCUAUCGACGACUAGUUAGAACUGCUUCAGUUGCACCGAAAAGUUCAUUGUAUCAUCAAAGUCUCGGCGUACAAAGGGAGAGUGAAUUAUCAGAACCUUUACUUGGGCAACUCGAUGUGGAAAUGAAAUGUUUCUUGCCAAAAAGGCUUACAAAGAAGAAUCGAACACGUGAGAAGAGGAAGAUCAGAAGUACUGAUACUGUUAAUGCUUUUGAUAUGAUUUUUUUAACAACUGGGAGAAAGGAAGAUUGGAAAUAUAGGGAAUGGGCUGAAAGAGGCGGCUCUGGCUUAGACUUCAGUAAUUCUGAGUAUGGUGACAAUAUAUGCAAAGAGAUGGAGACAGUACUGAAUGCGAAUUCCUUAGCCUGUGAUGUGUCUGUUCUGAAGGAUUUAACGUUUGGUGGUUCGAAUGUACAGGUUCGACCAUUCGGCACUGCUUAUGAUACCGACAUGGAGUCUCAUACUACUUACAUUAAUAACUGUAGUCCGUCUACUGUUGCCAUGAUGGACACAGAGAGCAUGGUUGUCACAGAUUCCGUUCAUCUUUCACCUCCUGCUAGCAAUGAACGGGUUGAACCAGCCGUUGCAUCUUCAAGUUUAACUGGGGCAGUUGCUAAUAAUUUGCUUGCACGUGUUGGUGGACCUCCGUCAGUAGGGGACUAUAAAAUAUACCCCACUCCACCGUCAGUAGAUGCAGUUCAGUGUAUUGGGAUGAACCAAUGUCCUCCUAGUUUACCUCUUUAUCAUCCUUUACCAAAUCAAACUAUGCAGAAUUCAACUAGCGCUAAUGAGCAGUUCCACGAGAACUUUAUGUUAGUUAAAAAUGAAGUCGACAAUGACUUAGUGUGCGGGCUUCAGGGAAAAUUUAUCGACUUGUCGGCUGAAAAACUUCCUCUUUUUGGGAAGUCAGUAGUUUUAAAAAUUGUCCUAUGUGGCAAAUAUGGUUCAGACUACCUCAAAGACGAAUUGGCUCACCCUAAAGGACCGUAUUUUGACAAACGUUGCCAAGCUCUCUUUUCUUUUGUUGCACGAUCGAAGCGGAAACAUAUUGCUGCAACUCCGAUUUAUCAGCCUUAUCGGGAAGAACAUAAACCAGAAGAAAAUAAAUUCCUAUCGUUUGACCGUACAAGAAGUCAUAUCGGGUCGUCUUUGACUAGUAGUCUUGCAAUUACUGGUCCUCAGCCAGGAAGUCAUGGACCUAUUUGCAUGACGUCAAAUAGCAGUUCAAAUUCCCUUCCUGGAGUAAUGCAUGCGAUGGUGAACUCACCUGUUGGAGGGAUGGGCCCAGGUCUACCUGUACGGCCACCAAGGCCGCAGUCUCUUGCAUAUUCUUCGCCGUCCGUAAUUAGCCAGCAUAAUCCCGGUUUUCUGAGUCCUCCAUCUUAUGGAGCAUCGAACUUAAUGAAUUCAGGAAGUCAAAUAGGUGGUAUGCAUACCAGUCCGAUGAACAUAACACCUCAAGGUUUGGGUAUGAUGCCCAGUCAGCCAUCUGCAAUGAUGGGUGGUGGUGUUGGAGGACAUUCAGGGAUGAAUAUGAUGCAUAGUGGUUUAAGCACCCAACCACAGCCCGUUCAGCAGCUCAGUCAGUUCGUUAGCAAUGCUACAUUUUCAAACCAGCAGUCAAAUAUUUAUGGUCAGCAGCUAUUCUACCAACAGCAGGUCUCAACACCAUUAGAACCUCCGCCACCAUUUUCUCAAGCGAUGAACGCACAGUAUACUGGUGGUGGAAGUGUAGGUAGCACUGCUCCAUCAAUUUACGGCCAGUCAGCGCAGAUGAUUCGUUCCAGUCCUUUCAUGGGUUCUGCAACUUCACCAAUGAUGCUCUCAGGUCCUCGUCCCAUACAGAACUCUAUGAUGAUCCAUUCGUCUGGGAACACUUCGUUGACCAACCCCUUGUACAACCCGGGACCUCCUGCUUUAUCUCAGAAUGCAAGUUUGGCUAAUACUGUGACGCCCCCUCAACAUCCGGAAGGAAAUUCUCUUGCUCUGGCAGUUUUACUUCAGGACACUGUUCUCGAUUUACAUUAUGAUUCAGCUUUUGAUGCUUGCCCGUUGUGUUCUUGCAAUGGAAAUAUUCGAACGAAGGAGCUAGGCAUGUAUAUAACACCCCCAGAGGUUCUAAGGCAAUCUUCAUCGGUGCAAAACCCUAUUGUAAACAGGCCAACUAGCGGGUUUUACAUCAAUACUAAUGCAACGCAGAAUUGUAACUGUGGAUUCAGUGCUGUUCGCCAUCGUUACUUAAGCAUGAAAGCAGGAUUGUUCCCAGAAGAUGCGAAAGAAGCAACUGACAUUGUUGAUAGCCAGAGUCAACCGGUUAUUCCCCAUACUAUUUGGUUUGACCCGAUCAGCAAAAAGGAUAUCGACUUUAUUGCUUUAUUGUGUGAACAAACUUUAGUUCACGAUCUCAGUGGGUUCCUGGAUCACGUUUCGCUUCUUAAUAGACAGUGUGAGAGAGCUGUUCAGAAUGAUCAUGGAGGAGCUGAUUGUGUAAAGAAGACGGAAUAUGUUGUAUCAGAUGUCGAUCAGCGCGAGUUACCUCUUGUAUUCCAAGCGGCAUGCGAAGUAGCAUGUAUGGAGAUGAAUUGCAGACGCCCAAGAGGGAAUUUCCAGAAUUUAAUUUGGCAUGAUUGGGGCGUGCAGAUCGCUAAUGAGAUGUACGAACCGAGAGAAGCAGAAUGUUUGGCAGUCCUUCAUGAAAUUGGACCAGUGUUAGAAGAGACUCUACGCAAGGCUCGUUCGGCACAAAUGGGUGGUAGUAAUAAUAUUGUUGAAGGACCAUUAACUUGGAGACAUUUUGAUCGGAAGUCUUUGAAGACAGGCGGCGGCAUUGAGGAUGACAGUUUUCCAGAACCAAUUCCAAAUAUUCUAAUGGCAUCAGAAAAAGAUGCUAUUAGUGCUUCACCGCAGGCCUUGCGCAUAUGGGAGAAAAUGUUGUUGGAGCCGUAUGAUCAACCAAAAGAUGUGCUGUACAUUGCCGUUGUUCCUGACAGCAUUAUGUGUGUUGAGAAAUCGAAGAAGUAUUUUGAGGACCUUUCAAGGAUCUAUGAGCAGUGCAGAUUUGGAAGACAUCUUCCUUUUGCAAAAGACUCGUUAAAGGAUGGAUUUUUACGGGUUCCGACUCGGCUACCAGUAACUAAUCCGAAUGAUUUCUUGAAGCAAGUUGAAAGGCACAUAAACAAUGGCGCGUCGCUAAUCGCUAAGCUUAAUGUCCAGGCAACUGUUGCGGCUUCGGUGUCUUCAAAUACAACACCGAAUGCAAAUGGAAACGAACAGAUGCCUCCUCCAUCUCUGCCUGUUAGUGGCACUACAUCUCACACUGAAGGAAGCUUGACAGGAAUGCCCGGUCCCAGUGGUCCGAGUCCAAUCAGUUCAAUAAAUUGCAGUGUAGAGCAGUCAGGGACAACCAAUUUGGGGAAUGAAAUCCAAGGUCAAUCUUCAGUAGCUGCUCCACCACAAAUUCCCGAACAGAUUGCAGAAGGCUUUGCUAAAGAUGAAUCUGGAACACUCCCUCAUGUGAUUGUCCUUUACUUGGUAAACCCAUUUUUGAUGGGGGCUGAUGAAAGUCCUUUAGUAGCUCGUGUAGUUACUGUUGCCUUAAUGAGAGCAUUCACGGCGCUGCUUGAUCACAUUGACUUGCGUCACAGGCCACAACUGCAAAUGGAAAUAAUUGGUCUACAAACUAUCUUGGAUUACAAUGGCACUACAGUCGACAUACUGAAAGAUGAGUGUGGUCAAUUGAAUGCUCUGGAUCAGGGUCGUAUGGAAAAGACGUUGAAUGAACGUUUAAGCUCUUUGGAUGCUAUGAAAACAAUUGCAUUUUCUGUAUAUUCACAAUCGCGAAUUCUUUUACCUGACGUUGUGGGUAGCAUCUUACCAACUAGCAUGACUCGGUUUGGCCCGGCGUCAGCUAUGAAUGAUUUACUUGAGAAAUUGCGCAAGAACGAGGAUCCUGUCUUUUACAAAGUGCCUAGCAAACCUUUUAUUCUCGCACCUCCGCCACCUGUAAUUCUGCGCCCGAACAACGAGCUGAUGCAAAUUAGCACUGAAGAAACGGUGCUUUUUGUCAGCUAUUGCCUUAUUGGCUUAGAUUUUCUUGCAGCGGCGGUAACUGACCAUCAGGGUCAUCUUCUAGAUAACUGUCUUAUCAACCUUCGAGUAAAACCGGACCAUAAAAGGGGGAAUCUGCGUUACAAACAGUCAACACAGAUUCGCGAUAGUUUGUACCGUCUUUGGUCGUACAUUCUGGGCACUUUAGCUACGGGUACUAAAAACUGGAGGCUUGUCAUUGGUAAAGUUGGGAGAAUUGGACAUGGAGAGUUUAAAUUUUGGACUCAACUUCUGAGCAAAUCGUAUUUAAAGCAAGUUCCAUCGCGCAUGAAGCAGGCCUGUCGCCCUUGCCACCAAAUGCCGGGAACUGCGGAGGUUCCCGGUGUGCUCUCAGCUUGUUUGGUCAGUCUGGAACCAGAGGCUCAUUUGCGAGUAUUCCCCUCGUCGUUCCAACAUGAUGAAAGAUUUGCCAAGAACGCCCGCUACCGUAUAUUAAACACUCCUGAUGAUGCUAGCUGUACACACAUUCUUGUAUUUCCCACCAGUCCCGAACUGAACGUAAUCAUACGACUUGACCACCAAGGAGGAGCAGGAGGCAACGAUUAUGAUGACCUUUCAACUUUGCUUGAUGGGGAGAUUCCAGAAGAAUUUUCUGCUAUAAUUAAGAGUGAAGAUUUAAAUCCUAACACUACAGGACAGUCAACUAGCAUGCGUAUUACAGGGAAUACUGGUAUUCCUACAGAGUACACAGAUGUGUUUGAAAACCAGCCACUUGCUGCUGGCUAUUACAUUUCCACCGCGCCGGCAUCUGAACUUCCAGAGUGGUUUUGGUCAUCAUGUCCUUCUGCGAAACGCAGGAAUCCAGUUCACUUGAAAAGUUCUCUUCAUCUAAACACUAACAACGUCCAACAAGGUGAUGAUAUAACUUUGAGCGCAAAAGGUUCGGAAACUUGCCAACACCAGCUCGAUAGCCAGUCUACUGUUGAUGUGCUAAGGUAUGUGUUGGAAACGUACAAUGCGCUUUCGUGGUUAAAUGUAGAUUUGGUGACAGGAGAGAGGCGUUCUUGCUUGCCAGUACAUAUUCAGGCUCUUAUGCGGUUGUGUAACACGGUCGAUAGGCUAAUUAACUAA